Molecule: messenger RNA, 1448 nt
Organism: Lolium rigidum
Lineage: Eukaryota; Viridiplantae; Streptophyta; Magnoliopsida; Poales; Poaceae
Exons: 7
Coding region: 1-1305 (434 amino acids)
Biological process (GO): SNARE complex assembly
Cellular component (GO): endosome; lytic vacuole
Molecular function (GO): SNARE binding
Source: RefSeq, a predicted model, not a curated record
AUGGUGUGGGUGCACAACAAGCAGUGGUCUGAUGUGGAGCUCGGUAGCCGGAGCGGUGGUUCUGAUGGCGGCCAUCCUCGGCGUGUAGCGAGGUUGGCCGUGUGGACCGUGGGGUACACCCACUGUACAAGACAGUCCGAUGUGCGCCGGGCCAUGGACCCGGGGCCCUCGUCCGCGAGCGCUGACCCGUCCCCGCCGGAGGAGGAGGAGGAGGAGGAGGACAGCAGCAGCAGGUGGGUGGUCGUGCCGGGGAGCGAGGUGCUGGGCGCCGACGCGCCAAAGGUCGUCGGCUGGGAGGAGCUGCAGCAGGAGGUCGCGCGCCUCUGGAGCCUCUCCCCCGCGCUCGCCGCCGCCAGGGACCGCAAGGCUGCCCUCGCCGCGCGCCUCGAGUCCGCGCUCGAGGCAAGAAAGACAUUUCUCCAGCAGGAUAAUGAGUUGGCUGAAAUGAGGCAGAGGGUGCAGUCACGUGCUGAUUUUUUGGGGGAGUUGAGAAUGCAAACAAAGGAAUUGUCUGCCAAUGUUGAGGAUCGGAGGGAACAACUUUGUGUCAAGAUCAGAACGCUGACAGUAGCAGACAAAACUGCCGGCGCAGCACAAAGUAAAUUGCAGGAACCUGGUGCAUUGUUGUCAGGGGAUUGUGGCCAUGGUCGUCUUAAAAGUCUGGAACGAAUGUUGCGGAUGAGACAGCAAUACAUGAUAGGACAAGUUGCUCAGAUAUAUCCUGUGCGGCACUUGAAGGAGCACUCUCCCAUAGUCAAGCCUGGAUUGAACUCCAGCGUUGUUAGACCAGGAGAUGCUGAUGCAAUUUCGCCUAAUGGCUCCCAAAACGGACAAACAGCUUUGGCCAUUUUGGGUCUACAGUUAUCAAAGCUUUCUAUAAAAAAGACCAGCUACUUCAGUGACAAGACAGAGAUUCAGAAAUCUGCUACUCUUCUCGGAUAUGUUGCACAUGCAGUCUCCCUUAUUGCAUCGUAUCUUGAUGUUCCUCUUCGAUAUCCACUACGGUUGGGAGGUUCACAUUCGUAUAUUGUUGAUCAUGCCCCUUCGGUUGACCCAUCUAUAGCCCCGGGAGUAAGUUCUUCUACCCCUUCGAGCACGAGCAUGAGCAUGAGGGCAACGGAAUUCCCUCUGUUUUUUGAAGGCCAAGAAACAACAAGAUCAUCAUAUGCUAUAUUCUUGUUAAACAAGGAUAUUGAACAACUUCUGAACCACAUUGGUGUUGAAAGUCUUGGCCCAAGACAUGUAUUAGCUAACCUCAAGCAGCUAACAACAAUCGUCCAGUCACAACAAUACAUUUCUGGUUGAUUUAACCCAAAGGAACAAUUUUGAAUUUCUGAGGGAUAUUGCUUAUAGCAGAGUCCUAAUGUAAUAUGGUGUUGUUUUUUAGCAAGCACCAUUCUUUUCACAAGACACACAUGAGUUCAGGUCUAUGUUUGCUGAUAUGUUCA